Molecule: messenger RNA, 910 nt
Organism: Aspergillus steynii IBT 23096
Lineage: Eukaryota; Fungi; Ascomycota; Eurotiomycetes; Eurotiales; Aspergillaceae
Exons: 2
Coding region: 418-789 (123 amino acids)
Source: RefSeq, a predicted model, not a curated record
CAGAAACACUUUCGUGUCUUACACUAUCCACAAAUCCCAGCACGAUGGAAAAUCCAGGUUCGUUAUCCAUCCUUUACUGUUCCUUCCAUUCGAAGCCUCGGUCGCAAUGGAUAUCCAGGAGGGCAGCCUAACGCCGGUAUAUGAUGAGCAUUAAUUGACUUCAAAUCAGUCGCCGAGAUUCCGGUCGUCAUCCGCCUGCUCACGCAGGGUACUCCGUCCAUCCAAGAAAAAGCGAUUAACCGAUACUUCACGUCGUCGGCUUCAUUCGUCCACCCUUUCUGCCAUGUCUGGAGCUACAAUGGCAGCCGCUGGGCCAUUCAGAAGAUCUACCAGUGGUAUAAGAUCAUGUCGCCGCGGGUAGAAGUUGAGAUUCAUUCCGUCGCGUUCGACGAAAGUAACCUCAAACUCUACGUCAAUAUGUCCCAGAUCUUCACCAUCUGGAUCGUCCCAUUCCAUGUGGCCCCCGUGACCCUCACGACGGUGCUCGAUCUCACGACCGAAUCGGGCGACAGGGGGGUGACGAACGGCGAGAGAACGCUCUACUAUGUCAAGCAGCAGGAGGAUCUGUAUCAGACGACGCAUUUCGUGAAGUUUUUGCUGCCUCACAUCGGCGCGUGGAUGGUGUCGUUCUUCCAGUUCUUUGCGACGCUGUUUUGUAUCUGCGGGGCGUGGCUGCUUUGGCCGUUGAUUUGGUUGGAGGAGAACGGAUAUGUUCCGAACUAUUUGCUGACCGGGGGGAAUAUCGCAUAUGAUAUCCAGCAGAAGGUCGAUGAGAUUAAAAAGGAUUGAAUUCUUUUCCUUUUGCUUUGCUUGUAUUAUUGUUAUUAUCAAAAUAUGCGAGGAGUCUAGGUUGUUUUUAUUUAACCGGGAAGGAGGCAAUCCAAUCUUGAUAUCAGCACAUGCAAAGCAC